GAGCAAAAGAGUCUAGAGUCUUCAUGAAGAACCGCAUCAAGUCCCUGCAGGUGCGGUCUUCCUUACUCCGAUUAGACUUUAAACUUUCCGUCCAGUUGUAAUUCCUUACAAGGUGCAACUUUGGUUCUUUCUUUUCUUUCCUCAUGAACAAUUCAUGACCUAUAUAGAGCUAGAAUAGCUCGCGCGGUAUCAAUGACAGGUUCAAUAGGCUCUAGCUUGCUCGUUGCGAGCUUGUAUUCGACUUUCGUAUUGGGAUCGGGUCCUCAACCACACGCAUACGGCCAGGAACAGAUUCCCUUGAAUGGUUUCCAAUAUCAGGAAGCUUGUCCAGAUUACACACAAUACUCAGCAUACCCUCAUCGACCCCUCAGCGAUGGGCCUCUUGCCCUACCCUUUCAGAGACCCGACCCGCGAUGCCGAACCUUUCACUCGGACGCUAUAGAACAAGUUAUACAGGAUGUGACUUCUCGUAUGAAGGAUCCAGAUCUUGCGCGUCUCUUCGAGAACGCCUUUCCCUCAACCACAGACACGACCGUCAAGUUUCACACGACCGGAUCCGAACCCACCAAAAAGAAGCCGAAGAGACAUGCAUAUGAUGAAGGGAAGUGGGAGGGACCACAUUCUUUCAUCAUCACCGGUGAUAUCAUUGCAGAAUGGCUCAGAGACUCAACCAACCAACUUUCUCCUUAUCAACCUCUGGCAAAGAAGGAUCCCGCAGUAUACAACUUAAUUCUAGGUGCCAUUAACACUCAAUCCGAAUACGUCAUCGAAUCCCCUUAUUGUAAUGCUUUUCAACCGCCACCUAUAAGUGGGCUACCCGUAUCCCAUAAUGGACAAGACGAUGCCGUCCAUCCUGUCUACGAGCCUUCAUCUGUCUUUGAGUGCAAAUAUGAAUUGGAUUCUCUCGCUCAUUUCCUUGCUUUGGGAAAUGAUUUCCAUGAUCACACGGGAUCUAAAGAGUUCUUGACGCCGCGUUGGUACCUUGCAUUGGAGACCCUAUUAAAUGUUCUUGAGCAGCAGUCGAUGUCGACAUUCGAUCCGGAAACGGGCCGGUAUAGGCGUAACGAGUACACUUUCAACCGUAACACGAACACGGGGACAGAAACCCUUAGUCUUAGGGGCGUAGGGAAUCCUCUAAACAAUGGCACCGGUCUCGUGCGCUCCGCAUUUAGACCGAGUGACGAUGCUACAAUCCUGGGGUUUUUCAUUCCAGCCAACGCAAUGAUGGCCGUUGAGUUGAAACGGACAGCUAGUAUCCUCAAAGCUGCUGGGAAGAAUGUCCUAGCUCAGACUGUUGAAUCGUGGAGCCAAACUAUUACCAAUGGUGUGUGGGAGCAUGGUAUUGUCCGCCAUAGCACAUUCGGCAAUGUCUUUGCCUAUGAAGUGGACGGAUAUGGAUCAUCUAUUCUAAUGGAUGACGCAAACUACCCAUCUCUUCUGGCUCUUCCGCUUAUGGGCUUCUUGUCACCGGAUGAUAAAACUUACCAAAACACGCGACGUAUGCUCCUCUCGAAGUCGUCAAACCCCUAUUAUCUCACAGGAAGAGAGUUUCAAGGCAUUGGAGGUCCUCACAUUGGUCUCUCAAACGCGUGGCCUAUGAGCCUUCUCAUCCAAGCUCAAACAUCUAAUGAUGACGAAGAAAUAACCGGGUGUUUACAGCUAGUUCUCAAAUCGAGUAAACUCGGAUUGAUACACGAAAGUGUUGAUGUCAAUCUAAUUCAUUCGUAUACAAGAAGUUGGUUUGCUUGGGCGAACGGAGUCUUCGCGGAAACGAUACUUGACAUCGCCAGGAGGAAACCGCACUUGAUUUUUAAGGAACCCGCGACGGCUUAUGAAAUAUGAUUUUAUCGUUGGGAAGUCAUUUGAAAGGCGCCAGGGCAUAGCACUACGUCGUUUUUGUUUAUACAACGGUGGGUGCAUGAGAUAUAUCCUAACAGCCCUAUUGUAGCAUAACUUAUCUGGAUGCA
Annulohypoxylon maeteangense is the source of this 1967-nucleotide messenger RNA. Its product is annotated as glycoside hydrolase family 125 protein. Lineage: Eukaryota; Fungi; Ascomycota; Sordariomycetes; Xylariales; Hypoxylaceae. The transcript is spliced from 5 exons. The record is from RefSeq and is a predicted model, not a curated record. Bases 193 to 1842 code for a protein of 549 amino acids. Gene Ontology annotation, biological process: carbohydrate metabolic process.